ACAAAUUUCAGCGUCGAACUCGGAGCUUUCCAACAGCCCUCGACAGGACAUCGCUGGAGGAUUAGAUAGAAACUCUGUCAACACUUCCCAAACACUUUCUCAGGAAGGCACAGUCGGAAGACAGAGAAGCACAUUGAUCGAAGCUGAUCAAAUCACCCCCCAAAAGGUAAGAAAGAAAAAAAAAAAAAAAACUCGCGACGAGCCAGAGAAAACACUGGCCGUCCUCUUUCGAGCUUUUCCAUGAUGAGAUUCUUUUUAUUGGAGCUGUCUAAAUUCCCCAUGUUGAGACACUUUAUUACCUUAUACGCUUUGUCUGAAAAAAUCACGCUCAAACCUCUUUAAUGCCUUCGAGCAUCUAAAAACAUGGUGUUCUGAAUAUUUGGCUAAUUCGGAAACAUAGAUCAGAUUUCUUGACCACGACUGGAAGCGACGACCACCGGCGAUUCGACUUUUUCCUCUCUCGCUGACCGACCCGCUGGUUUUUUUUUUGCCCCCCUCUCCUUGCUGACCUAAACAUUUUUCUGCUUGUUCCCGCCAUUGGUGACCUUUUUGACGGCCCCACGCUCUUCCCAUAAUCAUCCAUCCAUUCUGACUGCUCCCCGUCGUCGCGCGCCGGCUGAUAUCCACUUUCUACCUUCGUGGAGCUCCCGCGCAGUGCCUCCAUACAAUACCAUACUCCGUGCCGUACCUAUCGAGCUUGCUUGUCUGCCCCACCCAACAUCGUCACUUAGCAUCGCCAUACACGAAUAAAAAAAACCAUUGGAUCAAUCACCACGAAGUCAUGGAGGUCGCAAAUGGCACCGGCGGCGCCGCAGCCGCAACAGCUGGCGCAAACUCGACGGCACCUCCCGCGAACGGCGGCGAUGCUGCUGCUGCUUCUUCAAGCGACUUCAAGCUCAAGUUCUGUACGGUGUGCGCGAGUAACCAAAAUAGAUCAAUGGUCUCCCAUCUCCGCCUCGCCCAAGCAAACUACCCCGUAAUCUCCUUCGGCACAGGCUCUCUCGUCCGCCUCCCAGGCCCCUCGAUCACCCAGCCAAACGUCUACCAAUUCAACAAGACCUCGUACGACUCCAUCUUCAAAGAGCUCGAGUCCAAAGACACGCGCCUCUACCGCGCAAACGGCGUCCUCAACAUGGUCGACCGCAACCGCCACGUUAAGUGGGGGCCCGAACGCUGGCAGGACUGGCAGGUCGGCAUGCCGCGCCUCACCCACGCCGAGGACCGCGGCAGCGUCGGCGUCGAGGGCGGCGUCGUCGACGUCGUCAUCACCUGCGAGGAGCGCUGCUGGGACGCCGUGAUCGACGACCUCAUGAACCGCGGGAGUCCGCUGAACAGGCCCGUUCACGUGAUUAAUGUCGAUAUCAAGGAUAACCACGAGGAGGCCAGCGUCGGCGGGCGCGCGAUUCUGGAUCUGGCGAAUGCUCUGAACGCCGCGGCGACCGAGGAGCGCGAAGCUGUCGGGGCGGCGGCGUUUGAUGGCGGGAGCGCGGCGGGCAGGGCGAGCUUUGAUGAGAGGGUCCCGGAUAUCUUGGCCGCGUGGCAGGAUCGGUGGCCUCACUUGCCUGCUGUGUGGACUCUCGCUUGGUUCUGAGAGAGAGCUGGAAAAGGACGGAAGCUUUCGGUGGCGUGUGUUUCCCUUAUCCGCUUGUGAGUCGUGGGGACCGAGAUGCGUCCCACACUGUUGACUCAACGACUCGAGAUGGCGAAGUGCGGGCGCAAGGAGACGCUACAGUAUCUCACAAAGCUCGUGGCGUUAUUCGCCCGGUACGGAAGGCGUACGGAGGCUCGGAAACACUUCCCGCACGCCGCCGAGAUUCUAUAUGAGAGCGGGCGCGGCUACGCCCAUCAAGAUCACGAUCCCGAUCCCGACGCACAGACGAGAUGUCCAGAAAGUCACGGUUCAAUCUCUGUGAGGAGGUCGCGGUUGCGGCUCUUCAGUAUCGAUCGACGCGGUUUCCCAGGUGGCCUCCUCAUCACACGGCAAAAGGGUGUACCAUGCGAGCCCUGGGCACUUGAGCUCCAAAAUGGAAAGCAGCUCGGGAUAAAGGGAAAAUAGAGCUUGCGAUUCUAUAUAUAAACUAGAUCUGACAUGCCAAUACCCUCAUCAGACGAACAAGGUAUAUGGCAGUCAUUGACGAGUUGGACGUGGGAGCUGCGCAUGUCGUUCUCGCGUUACAACGUGGAACGGAAGCCAUAGCCGAGCUCGAAGAACAGAGGCAGCGGGAGAAUCUUGGAAGAUGCGGCUCCGCUAUCGAAGUUUUAGCCGCGUGAACUCACUUGGCCGUGUUAAAGGUGUGAAUCAUGAGAGAGUGAGACUGGAGCGUCUCCAGACGGGAAGGGAGCUUCAGGUUCUGGAAAAGAUACCCCCAACACACAGACGAACUAUGAAUUAAUGACAACACUUCUCCAAAGACAAGAACAACGAUCCCAGAAUCCUGACCAGGCAGCAAACAAGCCGUGCCGAACUUGCCUUUGCCUUUUAUUGUACUUCUAUUCGCGCAGAGGGCCUGCAGACUGCGACUGGCAGCCCCAAAAGCUCGAGAGUUCAAUCAAACGCCCGCGUGCCGUUGCCGUUGGGCCGUUGUUGGUGUCCCAUUAAGCUAUCGAUGCCGCGUUUCGGAGCUAGCCUUAGUCGAGGCAAGUUUCACGAAGCUUCGAGUUAUCCCGUCAUGGUGGUGUGGGUGUGUGUGCGUGUGUGCUUUCGCUGGAACGUGACCGGGGCUCGAUCCCUCCCAUAUCUUCAAGUUCCAACGGCGGCCCUGCAGCCUUUCCGUGUCUGGGGGGCUGACUAUCCGUAGUUAGUGUGUGUUCGGGAUAUGUGGUGGCCCGGGAGAUCUGUGUGAUUCAAUAGACUACUAUGCCACGGACCGUGAGGUUGCGUUGAACACACGGCCUUCUAGAAGCUUUUCGGUGCGGCCUCCUGGCAAUAACACGCUGCACUAUUGCUAACGCUCAGUGAUAAACCGGACUCUAGUGACCUUCUCAUCGGCUUGCGUCACUACGCGUAGAACAGUAAUCGGAAUAUCCUCCGGCUAGACGGCAGCUUUGGACUGUCGCUGCGGCGCACUGAGUUGCGCGCACAAUGGCAUUGUCAUAACUAGGAUAACUCUGUGCCCCAAACAAAUUUUGUUCUCCGGUGUCACCAGAUUCCAAUCUCCAAGCAGACUUUCCAGGCCUCGUCGUCAUGGGGAACUGGCAAAG
Molecule: messenger RNA, 3201 nt
Organism: Colletotrichum scovillei
Lineage: Eukaryota; Fungi; Ascomycota; Sordariomycetes; Glomerellales; Glomerellaceae
Product: RNA polymerase II subunit A domain phosphatase SSU72
Exons: 2
Coding region: 782-1591 (269 amino acids)
Biological process (GO): termination of RNA polymerase II transcription
Cellular component (GO): nucleus; mRNA cleavage and polyadenylation specificity factor complex
Molecular function (GO): RNA polymerase II CTD heptapeptide repeat phosphatase activity
Source: RefSeq, a predicted model, not a curated record